AUGGCUAAACGAGGAGCUGAUAAUCAGAAAACUAGAGAGGGUGGUGAUUCCGAUGAGGAGCAGGUGGAGGAUCCUGGUAUUCGAGCUGCUCCUCUUGCCCCUGUGGAAGGUAGAGUAAUCCGAGGAAUGCCUAAACGAAAGGGACUAGGAGGUGCUGCACCUUCGCCUGCCCCACCUGCUUCCACCCCAAAUCCUGCACCAACAACUUCGUCCUCUUCACCAUUCUCAGGAUUCUCCUUCGGUUCAUCCGCUCCUGCUCCUUCAAACCCAUUCGUAUUUGGUGGUUCAGCGACACCUGCUCCGCCUACGGCACCAGCAUCUACACCAGCCCCUGCAUCUUCUAAUCCAUUUUCAGGAUUCUCCUUUGCCAAAUCAGCUGCAACUCCAUCUGCUCCUGCGACCACUCUCUCGACAGAUGCUUCCAAACCCGCUACUCCCGCUUUCGGGUUCGGUGCGAAACCUGCUCAACCCGCUGCUGCGUCUACUACUUCGGAUGCUGCUCCUCCGAAGCCUUUCGCCAAUUUCUCAUUCGGUCAGCCUGCCCCGCCCGCCCCUGCUUCUAACCCAACUGAGAGUCCCCUUCCAGCUCCUUCAGCUCCCAAACCUUUCUCCUUCGGUGCUACUUCGACUCCGUCGGCCUCAUCACCCGUCGCCGCCGCUUCCGCAUCUACUCCUGCAGCUGCAGCCAAGACUCCAACGUCUGGAUCUACAUCGACACCAGCGACUAGUACGACAACGAACGGACCUUCACCUUCUCAGCCGACGCCUCCGCCAGAAGGAGAAGUAUCCUAUUACACCUCUCUUCGUGGCCUGAACAAUUCCAUCCUCUCUUUCCUCACCUCAACACUUGACCAAGAUCAAUUCGCGGAUCUUUCCGUGAUCCUCCCAAGCUUACUCAAGCAGUACGAAACACAUCUUGAUGAAGCAGCUAAGAAAGCAGGAUGGAGACCGGAAGGUACGAAAGCUCCCGCAAGUGUAAAUGUGGAGUCGAGCAAAUCUGUCAAUGGUACAACACCAAGCACAUUCAAGAUGCCUGCUGCUCCUCCAGCAGGAGGGUUCUCGCUUCCCAAAGCACCUACUGCUAAUCCUUCAUCCUCGACACCAUCUUUCGGUGGUUUCACACCGACUGCUACACCUGGUGCGCCUUCUUCAAGCUUCACUUUUGGUGGAGCGAAAGCACCUGCUGCUGCCACCCCACCAACAGCAGAUACUCCUAAGAAGCCUUCAGCGGAAGUGACGAAGCUUGUUGAAGAUGUGAUUUCCGGCAAGGCAGAUGAAGAGAAGAAAGAAGCUCCCAAGCCAUUCACAUUUGGAGCAACUUCGUCAACGUCUACCCCUGAUAGUAAGAAGACCACAUCGUUAUUCUCAUUCGCACCUUCAGGACCCUUACAUCCACCUACACCAGAAAGUAAGACGUUCUCACCAUCAGGAACUCUCGAGAAUGCUACUCCGGCCAAAUUAGGUAAAUUUGGUCCCGGCGGAUCUCAACCUCAAUUAGCAUUUGGAGGAGCGAAAUCCUCUCCUGGUGGUCAAGCUACUCCUGGAACUCCAGCUGCCAACAAGCCUUCAAGUUUUGGAUUUGGGUUCGGAACUUCUUCGUCAACUAUUGCUCCUCCUCCCGCUUCGGGUGGAGCGACAUUCAGCUUCGGCAGUUCAUCGAGUACCCCCGCUGCUGCGCCUACUUCUGCGUCAACAGCAUCGACAUUUUCGUUCGGUUCUAACUCUUCUACUGCACCGAAACCAGCUACAACCGCUCCUUCAUUCUCAUUCGGCAACUCGACUUCUACUCCUGCUGGGACUAGUACUCCAUCAUUCUCUUUCGGGGCUAAACCAGCUGCUACUUCCACAACAACGCCAUCAUCUGGAUUCUCCUUUGCGCCCUACACGCCCAAACCUGCUGGUGAUGCUGAAGGUGUGGCGGCGGAAGGAAAUGCAGACUUACCUCCUGAAAAUGCCGAACCUAGUAAGAAUCUAGCUGAGACUACCGGUGCAGGUGAAGAAGAUGAGGAUACGAUCGUUGAGCAGAGAGGUAAAUUGAAUAAGCUGGAAAGUGGGGAAUUCAAGUUGCAAGGGUUGGGACAAUUCAAAUUGAAGAGAAGUAAAGAUGGUAAGAAGAGGAGAUUGUUAAUGAGGACGGAUGGCAGUGGAAAUGUUAUUCUGAAUAUGUCGGUGAACAGCUCGUUCAACCCCACGGUCGAUGGGCCACAUGUGAAAUUCCUAGGAUUCGAUAAUGAUGGUAAACCGGUACCUUUCGCGUUGAGGGUGAAGAAUGCAGAAGUGGCCAAGAAGAUUCAAGACGAGUUACAGAAGGAAGUUGAUGCGAUCAAGAGCGAAUAG
Messenger RNA from Kwoniella mangroviensis CBS 8507, 2337 nucleotides. RefSeq lists its product as uncharacterized. The record is from RefSeq and is a predicted model, not a curated record. Gene Ontology annotation, cellular component: nuclear pore. Gene Ontology annotation, biological process: intracellular transport. The transcript has 5 exons. Lineage: Eukaryota; Fungi; Basidiomycota; Tremellomycetes; Tremellales; Cryptococcaceae. Bases 1 to 2337 code for a protein of 778 amino acids.